Messenger RNA from Diversispora eburnea, 1743 nucleotides. NCBI's taxonomy places the organism in Eukaryota, Fungi, Glomeromycota, Glomeromycetes, Diversisporales, Diversisporaceae. The record is from the annotation of a GenBank genome assembly.
AAAUGAUUCGAGCACAAGUAACAGGAGGUUUCCAGCGGAACUUGGAAUCAAGUGAAGGUAAAGUUAGUGGCCUACAGAAUAAUCUCAAUUAUGUUAGCGGUCUACAGAAUAAUCUUGGCUAUGUUAGAGGUCUACAGAAUAAUCUCAGUUAUGUUAAUGAAACAAAUAAAGAUUUGAGGAAGUUUGCAGAAAAACAAACGGUAACUAGUGAUUUUGCUGAUAGAAAUUAUUUCAACUGCAUUAAGUUCACGAAGCCCCAAAUUAUUAUCAAUGACUCGAAUAUUUGGAGCGAAUCAUUUGAUUCUAAUAUCUCAAAUUCAAAUUUCCUUUCCAUAGAAUCAAAUGUAUAUUUUGGAACUUCAGCUGCUUCACAUGCUAAAGUUGAAAAGCUAAUUAAAUUACUUGUGGACAAAAAAAAAGAAAUUGAUAAAGUGUUUGAAUCACAACCUGAAUAUUUUAUAGGACUUGAUUUCCAUGAAAAUUCCUCUGUACCACAUAUUUCUUGUUGGACUACUGAACCACUUGAUAUAAUAAUUCUAGAAAAGCUCGAAGAAUUAUUUGAUGAUGAGUUUGAAGCCAUGAAUUUUAUUAUUUCGGCUUAUCUACAGGCAAAGGUUUAUUCUCUUCCUGAUGAAAGAAAUCGAAAAAAUUUAAAAUUUUCUAUAGAUGUAAAUGACUGUAGAAUUGGAACAAUGCUUAGUGAAAACUGGCCACCACUUCGUAAACUGGGUUCUGGUUAUUUUCUUGAUUCUGUUGAAAUUUGGGUCACUCCAAUUAAAGAUGAAUCCAUGCCUAACAAGCUCUUAUACAAAGUAAAAGAUGGUCCGUGGCCACAACAAUCUAAUAGUGAUGUUGAUAUUUCUAAAGUUCAUGAAUCUAAACAUGGCAUCAGUGCAUCAAUUAGUAGAGAUCCUGGGGCUAUAUUAAGCAAAGGUAUAAUGAAUGGACAAGAAAUUAAGUCUGUAACUAAGGAAUGGGAAUUGACAGUUGAUGGCAGUUGUAGAACUGGAUUGGGCUGGAGAUAUCAAUAUACUGCUGAAAACCUUCAUAAAAAUUUUAAACGUAGAAGAAAUUUUGCCCCUGGAAUACAUUCCUGUCACUGGGAAACCUUAGAACCAAUGAGUGGAUUUCAUAUUACUAUUAACCAGGUGAUAUGCUGCAAAAUUACUGAUGGUUGGCGAAAGUUAAAACCAUAUACAAAAUCAAACUUAAUGCAAAUAUGUCCCAAGAUGUCUCAUACUAUUAAAAUAACUUUUAAUAGUCUUGAAAGCUUUAAUGAAAAUUUUGAAAAACUUAUGAAAUCUAAAGAAUCUCAUGACGAUCUUAUUAAUGUCACUUUAGUAAAAAAAGCCUCGCCCCAAAUAGAAGAUCCAAACGGGGGAAAUAUUAUUGAGCGCUCAGUCAAAAUAUUCACGAAGCCCCAAAUUUCCAUUAAUAAGUUGGAUAUUUGGAGUGACUCAUUUGAUUCAAAUUUCCUUUCCAUAGAAUCAAAUGUAUAUUUUGGAACUUCAGCUGAUUCACAUGCUAAAGUUGAAAAGCUAAUUGAAUUACUUAUGGACAAAAAAGAAAAAAUCGAUGAAGUGUUUAAGUCACAAUCUGCAUAUUUUAUAGGACCUGAUUUCCAUGAAAAUUCCUCUCUUGAAGAAUUAUUUGAUGGUGAGUUUGAAGCUAUGAGUUAUGUGAUAACUUCUACAAAUGAUGAAUACAUAGAUGAAGAAAUAAAUGAAAAUGAAUAUUCUGCUA